CAGUCACCUGGCAGAGCGCAUGGUUGUUUUUCACAGAAAGUGUAUUGACAAGUCAAGGUCUACUUAGCGGGGCGGGUUGGCCUUAUAAAUACGGGCACACUGGAGGAAGCAGCAGUACUCACACGCUCUUGCAGAGCCCAUCCGUUGAGAAGUCUCUUACAUCUACCUGCACAGCUCUCUACAGCCUAUAAAAAUGGAUAGCGGGUGUCAUUGUACAACCAACACAGACACGCUUUCGAAUCCUAUCCUCUACAACAUCCUGAGCCAAAUGGACAGCAGCAGAAGCCGCCAAAACGGCUUCAACUACAAUUCAAUGGCUCAUAGAUGCACCUGUGAGCUGCGACGGUCAGUGUGCUUGAAAAGGCCAUCGGAGAUCUGCAAAGAGGCGUCAGCAGUUCUGGUCAAAACCGUCCAUUUCAUGAAGAACUUACCUGCUUUCAACCAGAUGCCACCGAACGACCAGUUCUCACUUCUCAAAGGCUGCUGGGCACCGCUCUUUAUUUUGGGUCUGGCCCAGGAGCAUGUGGACUUUGAGGUGACGGACACACCGGCCGACAGCAUGCUGAAAAAGAUCCUCCUAAAUCGCCAGGAGCGAUAUGAGAUGGAGAGGGAGCAGCCCACCAUGGCCGGUGUCAACAAACUCCAGUCCUGCCUCAAAACGUUUUGGAGCUUGGAUUUGAGUCCAAAAGAGUAUGCAUACCUCAAAGGGAUCACAAUAUUUAAUCCAGAUGUCCCAGAUUUAAAGGCAGCUCUGUUUGUUGAAGGCCUGCAACAGGAAGCUCAGCAUGCCCUCAGCGAGGUGGUCCAGAUCCUUCACCCAGGGGACCGGGAGCGCUUUGCUCGGAUCCUCCUCACAGCCUCCAUGCUGCAGAGCAUCACACCGAGCCUCAUCACUGAACUCUUCUUCCGGCCCGUGACCGGCCAGGCGGAUCUGCUGGAGCUGUUGGUCGACAUGCUCUUCUGCAGAUAGACAAGGACAGCUGGACUGAAGAGCAAUGUUUUCCUCACGACAUGGAGGAAUGCCUGAAAGUGGGAUGUGAAUUGGUGAACAAGAGACUGUGAAUGACUCGCAUCGAAGCUCAGGUCACUUUAGGCCCAGUCUGAAAAUCUUUUAUCUGCUGAAGUUGAAAGAUUUGACCGUUAACACAUAACCAGACAGAACCCACUGUAUCUGAUGUUGGAGGUCUUUUCUGUUCGCUUCAAUGUUGUAAAUAAAUGCUGCACUGACAGGAAAUUUCAAAUAAAUAUAUUUUUAUACGUGAACGUAA
This is a messenger RNA of Pseudoliparis swirei, 1268 nucleotides long. It is a transcript of the gene nr0b2a, whose product is annotated as nuclear receptor subfamily 0, group B, member 2a. Gene Ontology annotation, molecular function: transcription corepressor activity; transcription factor binding. Lineage: Eukaryota; Metazoa; Chordata; Actinopteri; Perciformes; Liparidae. Bases 194 to 970 code for a protein of 258 amino acids. Gene Ontology annotation, biological process: negative regulation of transcription by RNA polymerase II; circadian rhythm. The record is from RefSeq and is a predicted model, not a curated record. Gene Ontology annotation, cellular component: nucleus; cytoplasm. The transcript has 2 exons.